AGUUUGGCCCAGAGCAAGCGAUCCCGAGCCUGUUUCUGCCCCUGCCGCAACAGAGCACUGGUCUCCACCCGGACCCUCUAGGGAUGGCAGGCCUUGUGGACCCCCCCGCGAACCUGAAGGGCCCCGACCUGAUCGAGAAGAACAAGUGGUUCAUCUACAUCUGCUGCGGAGGCUGUGGAUGGGGAGACUGGAAGGACCCACUGUGCGGCUCCGACGUCGAGGACUUGACCCAGAAGGCCACCUGCAACACGACGUCGCUGAUGAACGACGACGGCCUCUGUGCGUGCCUCAACUUCCAGAUGAAUCAGACAGCGCAGUGCCAGUGCCCACCUGUGGAUGGUGCGCCAAAGUGCGUCUGCUUCAACACGCCCCUUGUACCAGGAGGCGGCAUGAGCAAGAAGAAGGGGGACGUCGAGUACCAAGCGAUCUUCGGGGACACCUGGUGGUACACCUACAUCUUCUGUGGCGGUUACGGCUGCAACGGUCUGAAGGCGCUGGAUCGCCCGAUGAUUGCAGGGUACCAGAAGUUCUUGAUCGUCGAGGGGUCCAUGGGCCUGAACGAGAAGAACGAGUGGCCUGGGGCGGGCAACGGCAUGACGAAGUGCACCGCCGGCCUCUGCAGCGGCGACAAUGUCUGCAUGCAGUCUGUCGAGACGUGCCUGUGCAUCUACACGCAGGUCAAGAUCCCGCCAGAGCAGGGUGCAAAGAAGUGCGUCUGCUGCGCGAAGGACAUCGUUCCGUGAGGCGCGCGCGGACGGUUCCUGGCAAAGGGGUCUCCCCGAUUUCGGGCCACCCGUCCGCCUUCUAGAGUGCGAGGGGCGCUUGUUUUCAAAGGGCCCGAACUCUUUCUGAGAGGCCCCCCGCCUUUCAGAAGGCCCCUGCUUCACUCUAGCUACCUUUUGCACGCCCCCAAACAUGGGGAUUGCUUCGAUUGUGCUGGAUAGCUCCAAGGGUCUGUCGUCUUGCCCUGUUUGGCAUGCGACGCCGCUUUCGGACCCAGACACAGUACUGACUGCUGGAUCAUGCUACGGUGCCGCUUUCAAGUGCAGAGCUUGGGUUUGACGCCAUCCUUUGCCUCCUCCAUUCUCCUCACUCCUCCCUUUUCGCUCCUCUUUGCGGGCUCCUCCAU
This is a messenger RNA of Prorocentrum cordatum, 1129 nucleotides long. The record is from the annotation of a GenBank genome assembly. Lineage: Eukaryota; Dinophyceae; Prorocentrales; Prorocentraceae.